Messenger RNA from Rhipicephalus microplus (southern cattle tick), 2192 nucleotides. Its product is annotated as paired box protein Pax-3-A. The record is from RefSeq and is a predicted model, not a curated record. Gene Ontology annotation, biological process: regulation of transcription by RNA polymerase II; anatomical structure development. NCBI's taxonomy places the organism in Eukaryota, Metazoa, Arthropoda, Arachnida, Ixodida, Ixodidae. Gene Ontology annotation, molecular function: RNA polymerase II cis-regulatory region sequence-specific DNA binding; DNA-binding transcription factor activity, RNA polymerase II-specific.
UCGUUCCCGGCACUCGGCGGACCAGAGUGGGCGUCGGGUGCGGGCCGCUGCUGGAUGCAGGGCCACCACUCGGCGCCUAGCAUGGCGCUCAGCACCAUCCGACCGCUCCUGACGGGCUACCCAUUCCAGGGCCAGGGUCGCGUUAACCAACUGGGCGGCGUGUUCAUCAACGGCCGGCCGCUGCCCAACCACAUCAGGCUGAAGAUCGUCGAGAUGGCGGCCGCCGGCAUCCGGCCCUGCGUCAUCUCGCGACAGCUCAGGGUGUCGCACGGAUGCGUCUCCAAGAUCCUGAACCGCUACCAGGAGACCGGCAGCAUCCGGCCGGGCGUGAUCGGCGGCAGCAAGCCCCGGGUGGCGACGCCCGAGGUGGAGAAGCGCAUCGAGGAGUACAAGCGCGAGAACCCCGGCUACUUCUCGUGGGAGAUCCGCGACCGACUCAUCAAGGAAGGUGUGUGCGAGCGCGCCAGUGCCCCCUCGGUGUCGUCAAUCAGCAGGCUGCUGCGGGGUCCCCGUGAUGAGGACGAUGACACUAAGGCCAUGCUGCAGCACAAGCACUCCAUCGACGGCAUACUGGCCGCCAAAGAUAUGACAGCCGGCUCCCGGCUGUCCGGCGGUGAGUGCAGCCUGGACUCGUACUCGGACGGCGAAUGCGGAGGCGACCCGACCGCCGAGCCGGGGCUGACGCUGAAGCGCAAGCAGCGCCGGUCGCGCACCACUUUCUCGGCCACGCAGCUGGACGAACUGGAGAAGGCGUUCGAGCGAACCCAGUAUCCGGACAUCUACACGCGCGAGGAGCUCGCCCAGAGGACGCACCUCACCGAGGCAAGGGUCCAGGUCUGGUUUAGCAAUCGGCGCGCGCGCUGGCGCAAGCAGAUGGGCAGCCAGCCCAUGAACGGCUUCCCGUCUCUCGGCAUGCCCGUGUACCCGGCCGCCGCCGCUGCAGCAGCCGCUGCCAAUCAGUAUCUCCUGCAGCAGCCCACCGAGCCGCAGUCCUACGCGCCGCCGCACCAUGCGACCCAGGCGCCGCAAGGUCAGUGGACUUUCCCCGCUGAUUCUUCGUACUCGGAACGAGUUAAAAUCGAGGCUGUUCCGUCGUCCGUGGUUUCGACCAUGAGUCAUGCAGCAUCUGACCCUCGCACGAGCGCAUACUGCGCUGACCAGCACUAUGGCAUGCCCCAGCAGCCGAUCAAGCCGCAGAUGCUGAACAUGCUGCCGAGCCCCGCGGAAUACGGGGCCCUCCAGCAGCCGGACGAAUGGCGCUCGCAGGCGCCCAGCUGUUGGCCCUUGUCCAUGGCACCGACGGCUACGAGCACCGCUACGGCCGCCGAACCGUUCGCUUCGGACGCUUUCGUAUCGCCGCCUUACAGUGGCGCCGGGAUGGACAUCAAGGCGGCGACCAUGUACUACCAGGGUAUCAAGGGACUGCCACUCUGACCCCGCUGCCGGACUUUCUGUACAUAGCGCACGGCAGGCAAAGUGCAACCUCUUGUCAUCCACUCGUGUUGUCAGAGCUCGCCUGCUUAUCGGACGGACCUCCCAGAAGCCCCCGGGUGUCGUUCGUGCAAACAGUGGUGCGCGCGACAAUUUGGUCUACGCUUCCGCCCAAUAACGAGUGAGGUACAUACGUGAACCUCCAAGUGACCGCUCGCUCGUCUAAAGCUUCCCCGGGUUGACAUGAUAGAACACGGCCGUAUAGCGAGGGACGCAAAUCUGUACCCAAUGUAUAGAAGCCAAGAAGGAAUGCUGCGAUGAGGAUUGAAAAAAAUUUUUCCAGAUCGAGCAGGAACACCACCGUUUAGCUUAGUACGUCUCGCCGGCAAUCCGUGCAGUGGAGCUGAGCACUCUAACGAUCCAUCUCCGGUGGUAUAGACGAUGCAUAUCUAAACUGCUCCAAUAACUGUUGCCCAAUUAAACUGGUAAAGUGGUGCGCAAAAAAAAAAAAGACGGGCACAGAAAUUCCUGACUGCAUUAGUGUACCACUGUGAUUGUACAAGAGUCCAUAGCUACAGCGGCAUCCCUCUAUCGAAUCUCGUGGGGUGUGUGAACACUUAAUUUCAAGUGAACAUGGAUCGAGGACGUGGGUUCGAUUGCCAGGCACUGUGGCCGCAUCGGGUUUGAUUACCGGCAACUGUGGCUCCAUUACGGUUAAAAAGUUAAUUGAGAAAAGCUUCGAAACACGCUGUCACAGUGCG